AAACCAAUUCCAUACACAUAUUGCACUCACAACUACUACACUCUCCCCUUAAUUAGUUUCUAUAAAUAUUCCAUUAUUAUUAUUAUUAUUAUAAUGGCUCGCUCUCUUCCUUUGCUUUCCACCAUUUUUGUCCUCCUUUUGCUUCUAGUGGCCACUGAGAUGGGACCAAUAAUGGUGGCUGAAGCUAGAACUUGUGCGUCUCAAAGCCAUCGCUUCAAAGGAGUGUGUUUGAGCGACACAAAUUGCGCCUCCGUUUGCAAAACGGAGGGCUUCCCUUCCGGGGAUUGCCACGGCUUUCGCCGCCGAUGCUUCUGCACCAAGCAUUGUGCUUAAACAGACAUCUUAUUAGUCAAUAAUUUUCAUGGAUGAAGAUGAUGGAUCUAUCAUCUUUUAAUCCUCAUCAUGCAUGUGUUAUAAACUUUUGUGUUUUAAGAAUAAUAAUGUUGUGCACUUUGGGUUUUUUU
Arachis duranensis is the source of this 464-nucleotide messenger RNA. Its product is annotated as defensin Ec-AMP-D2-like. The coding region runs from base 94 to 333 and encodes 79 amino acids. The record is from RefSeq and is a predicted model, not a curated record. NCBI's taxonomy places the organism in Eukaryota, Viridiplantae, Streptophyta, Magnoliopsida, Fabales, Fabaceae. The transcript is spliced from 2 exons. Gene Ontology annotation, biological process: defense response.